This is a messenger RNA of Acaulospora morrowiae, 1434 nucleotides long. The record is from the annotation of a GenBank genome assembly. Lineage: Eukaryota; Fungi; Glomeromycota; Glomeromycetes; Diversisporales; Acaulosporaceae.
AUGCCGAAAUCGGAGAGCAAGAAAAAAGAAAUCAUAAGAUGGAUGAUUAAUUGUGAUAAUCCUACACCCCUUGCGUUCUAUCGAUUCGUAAAACCAAAUCAUCAUAACCGUGCGGACGAGAAGUAUCGUAAUGCUCUUAAUUCAGCAAAGGAAUGCAAUCCUAAAAAUAGAGAGAUACAGAAGAAGCUUACAGAAAUGCGAAAGAAGUUUGAUGAAGGAGAAUUUAGACAAGACUGGGAAAUUUGGAUACAAGAGAAGAGAGCGACUCAAGUUCACCGUUCGAUUCAAGAGACCAAUGAGAAUGUCCACAAAAAAUUCAAUUCGUUAGUUGAAAGUCAGAGUGUUAUUGUCAAACAAGUGGAAGAGAAAGAUAAAGAGCGCAACGAGAAACGAUCACAAAUAGACAAUGGAUCUGAUGAUGUUGCUGUUGCAGUUGAAUUAGCAAAGAAAAAGAGUAAAACUGAUGAACUUUUCGAAGAUAUGAGAAAACGCAAUAUAUAUAUGCUAUGUGACCCAUUUAGAAAAUUAUCGCAAAUAGAUGCGGAGGACCGGUUCGAGAGUAUUGUUCGCGGCACUUUUGUUGAUAUUGAACUCCCCAUAGAUAUCAAGGAAUACCUUCGUUGUUUGCUCAGUGGAGAUAUUGAAAGUGCAUUGUCGGAAGUGGAAAAACCGCUUAAAAAGGGUGUACAGCCAUUGAUGUUAUGGACAAGAGAAGUCUGUCGACACUUUCUAUUUUACUUCUACUAUGAUGGUUUGCAAAUAGACAGCGACGAAAAAACUUGGUCCAACCAAACCGUCUAUCGCAUUCUUGAUUUAUUUUCGAUGUUUUUUAGAAAUUUGACAUCUGGAAUAGCUUUUGGAGAAAUCGUAAAUGAUGCACACAAAGAUAGAGUUUAUAACAUAAACGCUAAUCAAAAACCAUCAAAUUCAAGGAGAGGCGACAAGAAUGAUGCUGUCUUAUAUCAGGAUGGUAACGCUACAAUUAUAUAUGAGCAGUCCUUCGGACCCACAGAAUUCGACUCAACACAUUAUAUGGGAGAUAUAACGAAAUUAGCACGUAACGGAGUGGAUGAUUUAAAUUAUCACUUCUUACAAUAUUCCAAAUCCACUGUAACAACGGCAAAAAAACUCAAAUCUAUCGGCAUUCACGGAUAUAAAUACUUUAUAUCAAUAUACCUCACGGAUCUUAUUCGUAUGAAAACUUAUAGAAUAUAUGAAAUAUUUAAGUGUAAAAUUCCAACGAGUUAUACAGACCGAUGGCUCCUAGCUAAUAUCGUAAUGAUAGGGGUUUAUUUGGAGUUACUGCUUACGACACGUCGGUCUGUGAAAGAAGACAUGGGCAUGGAAGACACAAUCAUCGAUCAUGGUUUUUAUCAUGUGCGUGAUUGGAUGGUAAUUCCAGAUAACACUCCAGAAAACAAAAGAACAAAAUGA